Messenger RNA from Nomascus leucogenys (northern white-cheeked gibbon), 2960 nucleotides. The record is from RefSeq and is a predicted model, not a curated record. Lineage: Eukaryota; Metazoa; Chordata; Mammalia; Primates; Hylobatidae.
AUCUAGGAAACCACCAGCAGGCCAGGCUGGACUGCCCCAUUUCUAGCCCCCUUUCUGCUCUGCGGACUGCCCCAUUUCUAGCCCCUUUUCUUCUCUACCCUUUUCUGUAGAGUGCGUUAGACCCAUUUUACAGAAGGGAACUCUGAGACCCUUUCUUCUCUGCGGGGCAGGGUGUGUGGUUCAGAGGAGCCGCUUCCAUCCUCAGUUCUGUCCCUCAGCCCUGGGUGACCUCAGCAUUGAGCAUCGUCUCUGAGCCUCAGUUUCCUGUCUAUAUCUGGUGCCACCAGGCAUUAGAAACGGAGUCUCUUGCUCUGGUUCUUGCUGUUCCUGCUCCUGCUGCCGCCGCUCCCCAUCCUGCUCGCGGACCCAGGGGCGCCCACGCCAGGGGCCUCUUUGGGAGGAAGCCGCAGGCACCAAGGGAAAUGAGUUCCCUUUCUCCAGCCUCUAACCGUCUGGAGAACCCAUCCUGAUUCCCAUUGCCAGUGGAGAAGGUCUCCCCUGGUGAAGACCUCGGGAGAACAUGGGAGAUGGAAAUACAUUUAGGAGCCGGGAUGCUUCCUCUGGGGUGUAAGAGAUCCCCAUUGAGCAGAUGAGGAAACUGAGGCUCAUGAAUCCCUGUUGUUACUAUCCAUGCCAGCACCAGGGCAUCUGUGUCCGCUUCGGCCUUGACCGCUACCAGUGUGACUGCACCCGCACGGGCUAUUCCGGCCCCAACUGCACCAUCCCUGGCCUAUGGACCUGGCUCCGGAAUUCAUUGCGGCCCAGCCCCUCUUUCACCCACUUCCUGCUCACUCACGGGCGCUGGUUCUGGGAGUUUGUCAAUGCCACCUUCAUCCGAGAGAUGCUCAUGCGCCUGGUACUCACAGUGCGUUCCAACCUUAUCCCCAGUCCCCCCACCUACAACUCAGCACAUGACUACAUCAGCUGGGAGUCUUUCUCCAACGUGAGCUAUUACACUCGUAUUCUGCCCUCUGUGCCUAAAGACUGCCCCACGCCCAUGGGAACCAAAGGGAAGAAGCAGUUGCCAGAUGCCCAGCUCCUGGCCCGCCGCUUCCUGCUCAGGAGGAAGUUCAUACCUGACCCCCAAGGCACCAACAUCAUGUUUGCCUUCUUUGCACAACACUUCACCCACCAGUUCUUCAAAACUUCUGGCAAGAUGGGUCCUGGCUUCACCAAGGCCUUGGGCCAUGGGGUAGACCUCGGCCACAUUUAUGGAGACAAUCUGGAGCGUCAGUAUCAACUGCGGCUCUUUAAGGAUGGGAAACUCAAGUACCAGGUACUGGACGGAGAAAUGUACCCGCCCUCGGUAGAAGAGGCGCCUGUGUUGAUGCACUACCCCCGAGGCAUCCCACCCCAGAGCCAGAUGGCUGUGGGCCAGGAGGUGUUUGGGCUGCUUCCCGGGCUCAUGCUGUAUGCCACGCUCUGGCUCCGCGAGCACAAUCGUGUGUGUGACCUGCUGAAGGCUGAGCAUCCCACCUGGGGCGAUGAGCAGCUUUUCCAGACGACCCGCCUCAUCCUCAUAGGGGAGACCAUCAGGAUUGUCAUCGAGGAGUAUGUGCAGCAGCUGAGUGGCUAUUUCCUGCAGCUGAAAUUUGACCCAGAGCUGCUGUUCGGUGUCCAGUUCCAAUACCGCAACCGCAUUGCCAUGGAGUUCAACCAUCUCUACCACUGGCACCCCCUCAUGCCUGACUCCUUCAAGAUCGGUGGGGGCAGGAACAUGGACCACCACGUCCUGCACGUGGCUGUGGAUGUCAUCAGGGAGUCUCGGGAGAUGCGGCUGCAGCCCUUCAAUGAGUACCGCAAGAGGUUUGGCAUGAAGCCCUACACCUCCUUCCAGGAGCUCGUAGGAGAGAAGGAGAUGGCAGCGGAGUUGGAGGAGUUGUAUGGAGACAUUGAUGCGUUGGAGUUUUACCCCGGACUGCUUCUUGAAAAGUGCCAUCCAAACUCUAUCUUUGGGGAGAGUAUGAUAGAGAUUGGGGCUCCCUUUUCCCUCAAGGGUCUCCUAGGGAAUCCCAUCUGUUCUCCGGAGUACUGGAAGCCGAGCACAUUUGGCGGCGAGAUGGGCUUUAACAUCGUCAAGACGGCCACACUGAAGAAGCUGGUCUGCCUCAACACCAAGACCUGUCCCUACGUUUCCUUCCGUGUGCCGGAUGCCAGUCAGGAUGAUGGGCCUGCUGUGGAGCGACCAUCCACAGAGCUCUGAGGGGCAGGAAAGCAGCAUUCUAGAGGGGGGAGCUUUGUGCUUGUCAUUCCAGAGUGUUGAGGCCAGGGCUGAUGGUCUUAAAUGCUCAUUUUCUGGUUUGGCAUGGUGAGUGUUGGGGUUGACAUUUAGAACUUCGAGUCUCACCCAUUAUCUGGAAUAUUGUGGUUCUGUUUGUUCUUCCAGAAUGCUGAACUCCUUGUUAGCCCUUCAGACUGUUAGGAGUGGUUCUCAUUUGGUCUGCCAGAAUACUGGGUUCUUAGUUGACAACCUAGAAUGUCAGAUUUCUGGUUGAUUUGUAACACAGUCAUUCUAGAAUGUGGAGCUACUGAUGAAAUCUGCUAGAAAGUUAGGGGGUUCUUAUUUUGCAUUCCAGAAUCUUGACUUUCUGGUUGGUGAUUCAAAGUGUUGCGUUCCUGGCUGAUGAUCCAGAACAGUGGCUCAUAUCCCAAAUCUGUCAGCAUCUGAGUGUCUAGAAUGUGGAUUUGAUUCAUUUUCCUGUUCAGUGAGAUAUUAUAGAGCGGGAGAUCCUAAGGUCCAACAAGAAUGCAUUCCCUGAAUCUGUGCCUGCACUGAGAGGGCAAGGAGGUGGGGUGUUCUUCUUGGGACCCCCACUAAGACCCUGGUCUGAGGAUGUAGAGAGAACAGGUGGGCUUUAUUCACGCCAUUGGUUGGAAGCUACCAGAGCUCUAUCCCCAUCCAGGUCUUGACUCAUGGCAGCUGUUUCUCAUGAAGCUAAUAAAAUUCGCUUUCUAAAGUU